Messenger RNA from Papilio machaon (common yellow swallowtail), 2460 nucleotides. It is a transcript of the gene gwl, whose product is annotated as serine/threonine-protein kinase greatwall. Bases 1 to 2298 code for a protein of 765 amino acids. Gene Ontology annotation, cellular component: nucleus. The transcript has 13 exons. Gene Ontology annotation, biological process: peptidyl-serine phosphorylation; intracellular signal transduction. NCBI's taxonomy places the organism in Eukaryota, Metazoa, Arthropoda, Insecta, Lepidoptera, Papilionidae. Gene Ontology annotation, molecular function: protein serine/threonine kinase activity; ATP binding. The record is from RefSeq and is a predicted model, not a curated record.
AUGGGUAUUUUGAUAACUAAAGACACAAGAAGAAUAAGUUUUGUCAAUACCAUUGAAAUAAAUCCAGCAUUAUUAGUUGAAAAAUCAAUUGAAGACCAAGAUUCUUUUGUGCAGAAUAAUUUAGAAGUUGACUGCACUGAUGAACUAGCAUUUGAUGAAAUAAUUCCGUGUAAAGAAAUUCAAGAUGAAGAACAAAAAUAUUGGUCGGGAAGAAUUGAAAGUUUAAAGAAUGAACACCAAAUGAUUACCAAAAUUAUAGAGGCUGAAUAUGAAAAGACAAUUGAAAAUACUAACAAGUUAUACGAAGAACCUAUUAUAACAGAAGAGAAAAUAGAAAAAAUUAAACCGUGCUAUAAUUGGCGCACAAAGGCACCUGAUAUAAAUGACUUCACUAUAAUUAAACCUAUUAGUCGUGGUGCAUUUGGAAAAGUUUUUCUUGCACACAAGAAGAACAAUGCUGAACAAAUGUUUGCAAUAAAAGUAAUGAAGAAAUCUGACAUGAUAAAUAAAAAUAUGGUCACACAAGUUGUUACUGAGAGAAAUGCUUUAGCUUUAUCAAGGAGUCCAUUUUGUGUCCAUUUAUUUUAUUCAUUACAAUCAGCAUCGUCUGUUUACUUGGUGAUGGAAUAUAUGAUUGGAGGUGAUUUGAAAUCACUCUUAGGUGUUUAUGGCUUUCUAGAGGAAUCAAUGGCAGUAUUUUAUAUAGCUGAAGUAACAUUAGCACUGGACUAUUUACAUAAACAUAAUAUAGUCCAUAGAGACUUAAAACCAGAUAAUAUGUUGAUAUCCAAGUCGGGUCAUGUGAAGUUGACAGACUUUGGUUUGUCCAAGAUUGAAAUACACCGAGAUUUGGAGAUAUCAGAUUUUGUUAAUCAUACACCAAGUUUGAAUAUGAGAACUCCCGGACAACUGCUAUCACUAACAUCUCACCUCUCAUUUGGUUCGGGAGGUGGCGACAGCACCCACAACUCUGUAGCAGAUGCGUGUGAGAACCUUCUUGAUGCACUUAAAGAGAGCAGUAAAUUAAAAGAUAUAUGUGAAGUUAAUGGAUUGGAUAAUUCACCAUUAGUGGAUAAUUCACAGUUGUCAGGAAUCCAUCCAUUUAUGAGCGCUGAGAGUAUUCACUUGGAGGAAAUAGUUUUUCCAGAUUCAGGUUCAGAGUCUGUAAGUUCCUACCACACUUGUGAAAGUUCUAGAAACAGCACUAACUCUAGAAGUAACAAGUCAACAGACAUAAGUAGUAACAAUGCCUCCUCAGUGACUGACUCACAACAUGAUGAAUCUACGUCCCCACUAUGCAGAGGGCAAUCAUUAAAAAGGAUACCGAGUUUCCGGGCGAAAAAAAGAAAAAGAAUACUAGACUGUGAUGGAGAUACACCAACUGGUGUGACAAGUCUUUUGGAAUGCAAAGAGAACUGCAGUGGGCUUACUCAAGAGAUUAUGGCUUUAGAACUCAGUCAAAAUACGCCGAAACGAAUGGCAAUACAUCCUACACCUGAAAGACGGAAAAAUCCUAUAAAAGGUGUUUUAAAGAAAAGAUGGGUGUCACAGGAUGAUUGUCAUCAUUAUAAUGUAGGUGUAAUAUUUUCAACGCCCGUAUCAAACAGUAAGAUGCCCGACCGUAAGAAGAUGCAAAAGGCGACUCGGUUUAAUUUGCCCACAGAUGAACCUAUGUCCGGUACAAAGGACAAAUCAUUUACAUUUAGUAAACAUGUUUCAACAAGUUUGGAGAUUUUUCCUUUGAGAAGGUUGAGUAAGGAGGAUGGGGACAGAUCGCCAACAGAUCUAUGCAAGACCCCCAUAGCGACAGCGCACACGCCGUACCGAACCCCAAAGAGUGUGCGACGCGGCAACCAGUCCGACCAAGUCAUAUUGGGUACACCAGAUUACUUGGCACCUGAACUACUCUUAAGACAGGGUCACGGAUGUCCAGUAGAUUGGUGGGCUCUCGGAGUGUGUCUCUAUGAAUUCAUGACGGGUGUGCCGCCAUUUAACGAUGAAACCCCUCAAGCAGUAUUCAAUAACAUAUUAUGUAGAAACAUAGAAUGGCCGGAAGCAGACGAGGCGUUGUCGAGUGAGGCUGUGGGUGCGAUAGAGGCGCUCCUUACAAUGGAGCCGUCAGAGCGGCCGGCGGCUAAAGAAGUUAGAGCCAUGCCACUCUUCAGGCACGUGGACUGGGACCAUCAGCUCGAAAUGCAGCCGCCCUUCGUACCCAACCCUGAUGAUAUACAGGAUACAGGAUAUUUUCAAGCGCGCAACAUAUUGCAACAGCUGCAAGUAUCCAAUUUCGAUAUGUGAGAAAACUGUGGCGUAUCUCAAAAACAUUCUUAUAUUAAAUGUGAUAAUUAUUACUAGAUAAGUUUUGUUUUCAACUGUUAUAUCACAGUUUAUAUCCUUAUAAUUUAUAACAACUAGAAAUAAUAACCUUUAUGUAAUGUGCCUUAAUAAUCGUUGCCAUAU